Molecule: messenger RNA, 1890 nt
Organism: Cucumis sativus (cucumber)
Lineage: Eukaryota; Viridiplantae; Streptophyta; Magnoliopsida; Cucurbitales; Cucurbitaceae
Product: NAD-dependent malic enzyme 59 kDa isoform, mitochondrial-like
Exons: 12
Coding region: 835-1563 (242 amino acids)
Biological process (GO): malate metabolic process; pyruvate metabolic process
Cellular component (GO): mitochondrion
Molecular function (GO): malate dehydrogenase (decarboxylating) (NAD+) activity; NAD binding
Source: RefSeq, a predicted model, not a curated record
CCUCUCUCCCGUCAAAUUUCUUCCCCAUCCUUCUUCCAACGAUAACUCUCUCUACUUCCUCUCCCCUCUCCCCUUCUCUUUCGCUCUCUGUGAGUAACCCAUCUUGCCGAUCCACACCAUCAUCUUCUCCUAGCCCUAACGACGCCAGAAUCAAGAGCGGCAGACCCCUCGGAAACCCAAUUCGUCUUCCAAAGUCCUUUUGUUCCACCAUCACCGUCAGAUCCCGACUCCAUGGUUCUUGAUUCCAAACCCUCGCCGGCUAAGUUGAAGAGCCCGCUACCACCUAGGUCUCCCUCUUUAACCCACUUAAGCGAAAGGUAUGAAGACCGUUCCUGAGAAUUCCAUCUCUGGAUUGUCUGAUUCGGGUAUGAAGGUGGUAGUGCGCUUGCUGCCGCCAUCCAAGGACGGAGAUGAAGGGGAUAAUAUAAUACAAAAGGUUAUGUGUCGAUGAAGUUAGCGGACAGUGGGCAGAUGCAGAUGAAUUCUUUAAUGAGGAACAGGCUAUGUGAAAGAGACCAGGCUAUUCGCAAACUGGAAAGGGAAAUAGAAGAUAAAGAUAGGGAAUUGCAAUCAAUUAAAUUAGACAACGACGCAGCUUGGGCCAAGGAUGAUCUUCUGCGGGAACAAGAUAAGGAAAUAGCAACUUAAAGUGGAAGAGGCACUAUCAGCAUUGACAUGUACAUGUGAUUUUAAGCAAGAACCAGGAGAGUGAGAGUUUUAGUGUGCCGUAUUUAGAAUUUGCCGAUAUCUUUUUCCCGUUUCAGCAAGUAUUCCUGAUAGUGGGGAUUCUUCGAGUAAUGCUAGAUAUUGGUUCUAACAACGAGAAGUUACUUAAUGAUCCUCUUUGAUUUAUUGGAGUUGAGGAGUCCCACAAUCUUUAUGUUCUGUUUGUUUCUCCAUCACUUUUUCAAGGCUGUUCAAUUGGAGUUCCAUCUUCAGGUUGACAUGAUUGUCUUGACAGAUGGAAGUCGUAUUCUUGGCCUCGGUGACCUUGGAGUUCAGGGAAUAGGAAUACCUAGAUUGGAGGGAGAAGAGUAUCUAUCAAUUGUUGAUGAUUUUAUGGAAGCCGUGCAUACAUGUUGGCCUAAAGCUAUUGUUCAGUUUGAGGAUUUUCAAAUGAAAUGGCCUUUUGAAACAUUACAACGUUAUCGUAAGAGGUUCUGCAUGUUCAACGAUGACAUACAAGGAACUGCUGGUGUUGCUCUCGUUGGACUAUUGGGAACUGUGAGAGCUCAAGGGCGGCCAUUGAGUGAUUUUGUUAACCAAAAGAUAGUAGUGGUAGGGGCUGGAAGUGCAGGGCUCGGUGUUCUUAACAUGACUAUUCAGGCUGUUUCGAGAAUGGCAGGGAACAACGAUUCUAGUUUACUUUAUCAAAAACAAAGAAGAAAAGGAAGGGACCACAAGAAAUCAAUGGUGGAAUCGAUCAGGCAGGGUGUGGAAAAUUACAACUCAGUUUUUGUUUUCACUGUUGAGAACAUGAGAAACCUCAAGUUCAAGGAACUCAGGGAGCAGCUGAAGUCAGCUAGCAGGCAAGUUCUACUUUCUGAAUUCUGUAUUAUUUAAUCUGCGUCAUCAUUUCAAAUAUUGAUUAGUGAUACAAAUGUACUUUCUCUAUGUUGUUUGGUUAGCUUCUAGAUAGCACGAGAAAAGAUAUGAAUAAUAAAUAGCAUAUUUUUAAAACUCAAAAGAUAAAAUCAUAAUGAAUAGCAUUCCUUAGGAGAAAGGAUGAGGACACGUUGUUUCUAUAAACCUAAUUUUAGUUUUGCCAGUUUGAAAUACUUGUGUAGUUUAGUUUAGAUAUAUAUUUAAACUAGCACGUUAAAUAAUAGUUUGCCCUGUUUGUGUUUGCUAAGUUUCAACUAAUACUCUCAGUAUUUAUCUUUGUGCUUA